UGUUGUAUUUGUGUGUGUGUUGUGUUGUUGUCUCCCUUUAUGACGAUUCAUGAAAUAAAGUCAAUCAUUGAAUGAGUGCUCAAAACAAUGCAUUUAAUUGAAUGCAUUGAUUGAUAGCAUUGAUUGCGUCCACUAUUAGACUAAUAAUUGAUUAAAUGUUUGUGUAAUUAUAAUGAUUUGCAUACAAGUGUUGAAUACAAUUAAGUGAAUGAUUGCAUAGAUUAACGCCAUUUUGAUAGACAAACCACUGAUGACUGCUUUACAAGACAUUUGAUGACAGGUUUGUCUUUCUUAGUGAAAGAAGUCAUCAAAAGACAAGUGUAAACAAUAAGCAAAACAAUUGUCAAAUCAAUCGUUAGUCUCGAGACUAGUGAUUGAUUCAAACAUUUAUUACAUAUUUUGAUAAAUCGUUACAACUAUUAAUUUAAUUGAUUGAAUCAAAACUAUUAAUAAUUAAUUGCAAACAAUUGAUUUGAUCCCACUUUGGACACCAAAUAGUGCGUCAAUUAUGUCUUCUCCGACAUCGCAGCCAAACGGUGUGAGUCCUUCACAGCGGUUGCAGAACAGUCCGCAGGCAUCGAGUCUACGAAACACAGAUUUAGACCACAUUUGGGUCGAUCUUCAGACUGGCAUUGAACAGGUCUACACCAACAAUGGCGUGAAUAUGUCGAAGAAUCGAUAUAUGGAGUUAUAUACACAUGUCUAUAACUAUUGCACUUCAGUACAUCAAACGACAUCCCGUCCCCCAAAUAUGUCUGGGAAUGUAUUGCAAAGUCUGAAUCCCAAUUUGACUCCAAAUGCUUCCCGAAACAAGAAGGGUAUCACUCAGGGCGGCGCUCAGUUCGUCGGCUUUGAACUCUAUAAAAGACUCAAAGAUUUUCUUGAAAAAUAUUUGAAAGAUUUAUUGCAGAACGGAACAGAUCUUAUGGAUGAAGAAGUUCUACGAUUUUACACAAAACAAUGGGAAGAAUAUCAGUUCUCGAGUAAAGUGUUGAACGGCAUCUGUUCUUAUCUGAAUAGACAUUGGGUUAAGAGAGAGUGCGAUGAAGGCAGACGAGGAAUAUAUGAAAUCUAUCAGUUGGCUUUGGUUUCGUGGAGAAACUGUUUGUUUGAAACACUCAAAGAGCCCGUCACUAACGCUGUUCUUAAGCUUAUUGAAAAAGAAAGAAGUGGUGAAACAAUUAAUACACGACUUGUAAGCGGUGUUAUGAACUGUUAUGUUGAAUUGGGUCUCAAUGAAGAUGAUCCUCAGGCCAGAGGACCCAACUUAACAGUAUAUCAUAAUAAUUUUGAAGUGAAGUUUUUAGACGACACGGAUAGGUUUUACAAGACUGAAAGCAGUCUUUUUCUUGAGAAAAAUCCAGUAACAGAAUACAUGAAGAAAGCAGAACAAAGAUUAUUAGAAGAGAAUAGAAGAGUUCAACUUUAUUUACACGAAACCACUUUGACGUCUUUGGCCAGAACUUGUGAGAAAGUACUCAUUGAAGAACAUUUAGAUAUAUUUCACAAUGAGUUUCAAAGCCUUUUAAAUGACGAUAAAAAUGAAGAUUUAGGCCGUAUGUUUGAAUUGGUCCAGAAAAUACCCAAUGGAUUGACUGAACUUCGCAAUCGACUUGAGUUACAUAUUUGUAGCAAAGGACUCGAUGCCAUCAGUAAGUUGGGUGAGGCCGGACUCAAUGACCCUAAGCUAUAUGUCAACACAACUUUGGACGUCUAUAGCAAAUAUAAAGCUUUAGUAUCCGACGCUUUCAAAGAUGAUCCCGGAUUUAUGGCAUCACUCGAUAGAGCGUGCGGUAAAUUCAUAAACAACAACGCCAUCACCCAAAUGGCCAAAUCGUCGAGCAAAUCACCAGAACUUCUGGCAAAAUACUGUGAUUUACUGCUGAAGAAGACGGCAAAAAUUCCAGAAGAAACCGAAUUGGAAGAAACUCUUAAUCAAGUGAUGAUUGCUUUUAAAUACAUUGAAGAUAAAGAUGUCUUUCAGAAGUUUUAUAGUAAAAUGUUAGCCAAAAGACUAGUUGGACACAUGUCUGCAAGUGAUGAUGCAGAGGCGUCCAUGAUUUCUAAGCUUAAAUCUGCGUGUGGUUUUGAAUAUACAUCAAAAUUGCAGCGAAUGUUUCAAGACAUUGGUGUCAGCAAAGAUCUCAACGAACAGUUUAAGACACAUCUGACUGCUCUCAACUUAAGUGAACGUCUCGAUUUGGACUUCAGUAUUCAAGUGUUAAGUUCUGGUUCGUGGCCUUUCCAACAGUCGUUUACAUUUGCGUUACCACAAGAGUUGGAGCGCAGUGUCCAAAGAUUCACUCAUUUCUAUAGUGGACAACACAGUGGACGCAAAUUGCAUUGGCUGUACCACAUGUCUAAAGGAGAAAUCACUACUAAUUGCUUCAAAAACAAAUACACUCUUCAAGCAUCGACUUUUCAAAUGGCUGUUCUGCUUCAGUACAACAAUGCGGACCAGUUCUCUGUCCAGCAGUUAUUUGAGAGCACACAAAUCAAGAUGGAAACAUUGGUUCAAGUGAUUCAAAUUCUUCUUAAAGCCAAACUUUUGCAAUGCGAAGACCCAAAUGUCAAUGAAGAUGACUCUUCUACACUGAAUCCAAGCACUGUUAUCUCAUUGUUCACUCAAUACAAGAACAAGAAAUUAAGGGUUAAUAUCAAUGUACCGAUGAAAGCGGAUCUCAAACUGGAACAAGAAAAGACUCACAAACACAUUGAAGAAGACCGCAAACUUGUCAUUCAGGCGGCCAUCGUUCGCAUAAUGAAAAUGAGAAAGAAGUUGAAACACCAGCAGUUGUUAGCAGAAGUCUUUAAUCAACUUUCUUCGCGAUUUAAACCAAGUGUUCCCGUCAUUAAGAAAUGUAUUGACAUUCUCAUCGAAAAGGAAUAUUUGGAGAGAGCCGACGGCCAGAAGGAUACUUACAACUAUUUGGCCUAAUAUUUAGGACUAUUAGCAAACAAUUGUUUUUAAAAAGAUAAAGAUUAAUCAAUUGUCAUUUAUAUUAUUAAUCUUAUU
Messenger RNA from Oppia nitens, 3016 nucleotides. RefSeq names its product cullin-1-like (gene Cul1). Gene Ontology annotation, biological process: SCF-dependent proteasomal ubiquitin-dependent protein catabolic process; protein ubiquitination. The record is from RefSeq and is a predicted model, not a curated record. The coding region runs from base 509 to 2938 and encodes 809 amino acids. The transcript is spliced from 14 exons. Lineage: Eukaryota; Metazoa; Arthropoda; Arachnida; Sarcoptiformes; Oppiidae. Gene Ontology annotation, cellular component: SCF ubiquitin ligase complex. Gene Ontology annotation, molecular function: ubiquitin protein ligase binding.